UGCUAAUCUCUAUACGAAUACCUAUAAAUAUUUGAGGCACUGUCAAAGCUCCUUACAUUGAUAUAUUCACAUAUAGCACAAAGGACGUUUAAUUUAUAAAAUCAAGAUAUCUAGUUUCGCUGCAGUGUGCAAUAGGAAGUGGAUUAAAACAAUCGUCUCUUGAACUCAUUUAUUAAGUACUGUUUUCAAGUUUAAAAUAAUACAUUUUGUGACAAAAAUGUUUAGAUAUAAGGGUGUUUCUUUAAUAGUUUUCGUUGUUUUAUUUUACGAAAGUUCUUCAAGAUUGGCGCCGGACUACAUAAAACCUUGCCCAGGACUUAAGUCAGAAUGUCUCAAGAGAAAUAUUCAAGAAACAAUUCCACACUUCGUAAAAGGCAUUCAGAGCCUAGGUAUAAACUCUACUGACCCUUUAUAUGGCGAUCCAGUGCAAUUGGACCUUCCUGGAGGUCUCAAAAUUGAAUUUAAUGAUGGAAUAAUCAAGGGCUUUAGAAAAUGCAUUGUGGAACAUGUCAAGUAUGAGGGCCUUGAAGCUCAACUCAACUUACGGUGUAAUUUAUCCUUGAAAGGAAAGUACAAAGCCACUGGUAGAGUUCUCAUUUUCGCUAUAAAUGGAGAAGGAGAUGCCAGAAUAAAAACUCCGAACGUUGCAUUUUCCUGUAAAAUCAGGUUCGAAGACAGAACACACGAUGGAGUGAUAUACCGAGAGAUAAAAGACUACAAAGUGUCAUACAGCUAUGACGAUAAAGUUAGUUUUCAAUUUACGAACCUCUUCAAAGGAAACCCUGAACUAAGUGAAACAGUUUUAACUUUCCUGAAUGAAAACUGGAAACAAGUGCUGGAUGAGUUCGGAAAACCAAUCACAGAUACGAUCGUUCGAAUUGUAUUCAACGUCAUAAAGAAGUUCUUCCGCGCCAUACCCAGAGACGAGCUAUAUGUUGCAUGAUUUAGAUUAAUAGAAAAGAAUUAGUAUUAUUAGUAGUUAAUAAAAAUAUUAUAGAGUAGU
Molecule: messenger RNA, 1003 nt
Organism: Maniola jurtina (meadow brown)
Lineage: Eukaryota; Metazoa; Arthropoda; Insecta; Lepidoptera; Nymphalidae
Product: protein takeout-like
Exons: 5
Coding region: 218-943 (241 amino acids)
Source: RefSeq, a predicted model, not a curated record